CUGACUUACACUCUAGACCUACCUGAACAUACUAACGUCUACCCCACCUUCCAUGUUUCAGAGCUGAAACGGCAGGUGCCGAACAAUGCGGAACUCUUUCCUUCACGGGAACUUCGACAUCCAGGACCGGUGGUAACAACGACUGGAACGGAGGAGUGG
Messenger RNA from Suillus discolor, 159 nucleotides. RefSeq lists its product as uncharacterized. The annotation marks the transcript as partial. NCBI's taxonomy places the organism in Eukaryota, Fungi, Basidiomycota, Agaricomycetes, Boletales, Suillaceae. The transcript has a single exon. The record is from RefSeq and is a predicted model, not a curated record.